Condylostylus longicornis is the source of this 1542-nucleotide messenger RNA. Its product is annotated as RAB6A-GEF complex partner protein 2. The transcript has 4 exons. The coding region runs from base 275 to 1438 and encodes 387 amino acids. NCBI's taxonomy places the organism in Eukaryota, Metazoa, Arthropoda, Insecta, Diptera, Dolichopodidae. Gene Ontology annotation, cellular component: Golgi membrane; Ric1-Rgp1 guanyl-nucleotide exchange factor complex. The record is from RefSeq and is a predicted model, not a curated record. Gene Ontology annotation, biological process: retrograde transport, endosome to Golgi.
AGUCUGGAAGGUUUUCUUGAAAUCAAUUUUUUAAUAUUAUAUAUAUAAUAGGAAAAGAUUUAAUUUUAACUUUUGUGAUUUUUGCGGCAUUGUACGUCUGAAUGUAUUUGAUUGACAUGUUUUUGAUUUUUGUAGUAAAAUACAUAAUCGAACCAAUUGAACGAACUUAAUGUGUUGUUAAAAAUUCAUAAAUUAAAAAGUUUGCUUUCUGAAAUAGAAAAAAAAAUGUAACUUUAAAUAAUUUAUCUAAUCUAAAUCCAUUUUUUUUGGAAACAUGAUAGAAAUUAGCGCUAAACUUAUAAGAAAAGAAAAUGCUGCUUAUGUUACUGGUGAGAAAGUAGAGUGCUUUAUUGAGCUGAAUAAUAUUUCAAGUACCCUAAAUGGGACAAAUGAUUUUGAGCAUUUGGCUUGGGGUUCCGUGCAGAUACAUUGUUACAAAUGUACGAACUCGAAAACUGAGGAUGAUUUUGAUUAUCAAAAUGUGACUGCUUUGGGAAAUAUGAACUCUCAUGGAAAUCUAAUUACGUCAACUAAAGCGAAAAUUUUGUUUUGUGAUUUAAAACUAAAAAUUGGGGAAAACAAAAAAUACUUUUUUAGCGAAUUUAUACCAAGAAGUGGCCCUCCAACUUAUCGCGGGUAUAACAUCAAUUAUUUUUACAAACUGGUAAUUGCAACACAACGAGUAAAAUCUAAAGUAAAUGUUCUCGCAGUUCCAUUUAGAGUAUUGCCUGUUUCUAUUAUUGCUAAACGUGAAGAAUAUACUUCAGUAGAAACACAAGAAAAUUUCAAACCAACAAACCCAUUCUUAGAUAAAAAUGAAGUCACUGAGUUGGAACUUUCCUGGAACCAUUUAACUAAUUUAACAGCCCGUCGUAUGCCAAAAUUUUACAAAAUUACGAACAAAAGGGGAUACGUUGGUCGAUUUUGCCUUUUCAAAAACGAUUUUAAAUUGGGAGAAGAUAUUGUUGGCACAAUGGAUUUUACAGAAUGUGAAGUUCGCUGCGUUCAAUUUUCCGUUAAAUUACAACGUGAAGAAUUACUUAUUUCCAAUAAACCGAAAAAACUAGAAAAUUGGGAAAACCAGAACGUACAAGAACAUUCCCAGAAUACGUUUUCUGGUCCUGGAAAGUUAACAACUUACACAAAUCAUCAUGAAUUUUGUUUAUCUAUGAUUCAAACUCAAAUGAUAAUUCCAAUUCCUUUGACUGUAACCCCAACUUUUAAUACAAAGGAUGUUGAUGUACGAUGGAGAUUGCACUUUGAAUUUGUUACAAGUAAUAUGAUAGGAACUGAAAAUUCGAAUUAUGAAGACAACUGGAUUGCGCCAAGUGAUAUACCAGUUGAAACAAUGAUUUGGGAUUUGCCUAUUACAAUAUGGAGUACAUCGCCCCUUCAAAUAUGGACUCCACCAAAUAAAUUUUCUUUAAUUUUAAAGUAGUGUGGCGACAGUUUUGGUAAUUACAAAGUACAAUGAAUGGGUUUUUGAAAAAAACUGGAAUGUUUUUUGUCCUGAUUAUGUAAAAAUAAAGACAUAAAAACUAA